GCCGAGGGGCAGGGCGCAGCGGCGGGGGGGGCCGCCCCCCCGGACAAGGUGAAGCGCCCCAUGAACGCCUUCAUGGUGUGGUCCCGGGGGCAGCGCCGGCGCCUGGCGCAGGAGCAGCCCAAGCUGCACAACUCGGAGAUCUCCAAGCGCCUGGGGGCCGCCUGGCGCCGGCUGCCCGAGGCCGAGAAACGCCCCUUCGUGGAGGAAGCCAAGCGGCUCCGGGCCCGGCACAUGAGGGACUAUCCCGACUACAAGUACCGGCCCCGGCGCAAGGGCCGGGCCCCCGCCAAGGAGCCGCCGGCCGGGGGCUGCCCGCAGCCGCCCGCCGCCCGGGCCUGGGGCUACGGCGAGCCCCUGGGCUACCAGCCGGCCCGUUACUCGCCGGGCCCGGCAGCCGCGGGAUACGGGAACUCUGCCGCCGCUGCCGGGUACAGCGGCUUUUCCUACGGUCCCCCGGACCCGACGCCCUACAAGCAAGACCCCGCCCCCCACCCGCCGGGGGUGCUGCCCCCCGACUUCCGUGACAUGAUGGCCGCCUACGGCCUGCAGGCCUGCGACGUGGGCGAGGGCUUCCCCCAGCCGCCCUACGAGCCCCCUGGGCCGGCGCCGCUGAUGCCCCUCUAG
This is a messenger RNA of Mauremys reevesii (Reeves's turtle), 624 nucleotides long. RefSeq names its product SRY-box transcription factor 15 (gene SOX15). Bases 61 to 624 code for a protein of 187 amino acids. NCBI's taxonomy places the organism in Eukaryota, Metazoa, Chordata, Testudines, Geoemydidae. The record is from RefSeq and is a predicted model, not a curated record. Gene Ontology annotation, molecular function: RNA polymerase II cis-regulatory region sequence-specific DNA binding; DNA-binding transcription factor activity, RNA polymerase II-specific. The transcript is spliced from 2 exons. Gene Ontology annotation, biological process: regulation of DNA-templated transcription; cell differentiation; anatomical structure morphogenesis.